AUGGCUGGCUCUGGUAAACAUGGCAAUGGCACUACCAAUAAAUCUGGGCGCAUAUGUGGCUGUCAAGAAGGCUGCAAGGGGAGCAAGAGACUCAUAUCAGAGGAGACAUCUGGGCGACAUGCUCUGUUCCGCAAAUCGGCGCAAGGUGACCAGAUAAGCCGCCUCCUUGCAAAACAUAUACCGGAGACAUCUACCAGACAAGAUGCUGAGCCGAGUCAGCAACUUCCGCCUGCCAAAAGGCGAAAGCACUCGAGCCAGCAGGCAUCACCGCCCAGAAGCAGACCACCAUCAGUCCCUUCUGGUACAGCCGCAAGUACUGCAUCUAUCCCGGUGCACUCAGGUAACUUUUUGGACCCCCGCGCUGCUGGUGGUUCUGCUGCAUCUGCUACUCGUGGCCCUGAACAAGAUGAUGUUGCUCCUAUGGACAUCGAGAUGGAUGAUUCUCGGGAAGGGCUGUCUGGAGAGGCUGGAGGGACUCCAGGCUCUCAGGCUGCCGGUUUGAAUAUACCUGCCACUCCCCGUCCUUACGUUGAAGAUGUACCGGAUGAAGGGGACCAACCUGCCAAGGCACAGGGCAAGCUGCCGCCGUCAAAACGGAGGAAGAAGGAUGACAGCGCUGAUGCUGGGAUCAUCGAUUCUUGGUGGAGAUUGCAAUGUGGUGUCGUACUGUCUCAGUAG
Molecule: messenger RNA, 678 nt
Organism: Gloeophyllum trabeum ATCC 11539
Lineage: Eukaryota; Fungi; Basidiomycota; Agaricomycetes; Gloeophyllales; Gloeophyllaceae
Exons: 4
Coding region: 1-678 (225 amino acids)
Source: RefSeq, a predicted model, not a curated record